Molecule: messenger RNA, 971 nt
Organism: Ceutorhynchus assimilis (cabbage seed weevil)
Lineage: Eukaryota; Metazoa; Arthropoda; Insecta; Coleoptera; Curculionidae
Source: the annotation of a GenBank genome assembly
GAAAAAUUUAUUUUCCGGACCGUCACGUUUCUGCCCGGCGGAGAUACUUCUCGUUUUUUGAUUUGAGAGUGUCUUUGAUUAAUUGAAAACUCAAAAUGACCGAUUCCAAAUUACCACCACCCCCUGUAAUGUGGGCUCAAAGGUCUCCCAUGGUAUUCCUAACUGUUAACUUAGAAGAUGUGAAAAAUCCUGAUAUCAAAUUUACAAAAAACACAGUAUAUUUCCAUGGAACCGGCGGCGUUGACAAAAAGGAAUACGAAGUCACAAUCCCCCUGAACAAAGAAAUCGACCCUGAAAAAAGUCGAAGCUUCAACAGGGGAAGGUGUAUUGAAAUCCUGUUAGCCAAAGCUAAUCCAGAAGAACCUUACUGGCCUGCACUGACCUCGGACAAAAAGAAACAUCAUUGGUUGAAGUGCGACUUCAAUAAAUGGCAUGAUGAAGACGAUUCUGGAGACGAAGGUUUAGGCGGCAUGGGCGGAGGUGGAGAUUUUGAGGAAAUGAUGAGGCAAAUGGGUGGUCUGGGCGGUGCUGGAGGUGGUAAACCCAGUUUCGAUGAUCUAGAUGAAGGAGGGGAUUCAGACGACGAACCCAUCCCUGAUUUAGAGUAAUUUUUCAAUUAUUUUAGGAAGCUUUUCUAAAUUUUUUUUUUAAUUUAACCUAAGUUAUUGUUGUAAUUUUUCUCCUGGUAGUGGAUUGAAGUUGUUUUUGAAGAAACUUAAAAUUGUAUAUACUGAUCGCAUUAGUGUUGUAUCUUCAAUAAUUAUUCUAAUCUUAGCAAAAAAAAAAAUUGUGUUUUUGAGUGAUUGCGCUGAUAAUUGAACAGUUACAAAUCUCCGAUAACUGCACUGGUAUGUGAGGUUUUUAGUUACACCGGUUGGUUGAAUAUUGUACGAUACAAUAAUUGCGUGUAUAUUAUUGUAAGUUUUGAACCAAAUUUGUAAGUAAAAUGAUACUAAAAGAAAUGAGUUUUG